AUGGAACAUGUUCGUGUGAAUACUGUAGAGGCGCGGAUACUUGAUUACGCUGAGAUCUGCAUCCAAAGAAAGGUUACUACCGGGAUUACGAAGGACACGUAUCAAAAAUAUAAUCCUCUCAGGUGGAAUAAUCAAAUUCUAUUCCUUACCUUCUCUGAUCAUCCAUAUAAUUCCUUUGGCUUUCCAAGAUCGUCGCCAUACUUAUUAAUCUACACCGUCAUUUCUUCCUGUAUUGCCAUUCGUAUCAACAUCUUAAUUCCCUGCUGCAAAUUAGGAUCCCUCGACUCCAGCAUCACCAUGCAAUACCGACCGCCGCCGGGAAGCCACUCCAGCAGCAGCACCACCACCACGGCCAACAUCCAACUCCAACAGCCGCCAGAGCGCGCCGACAUCAAGUUCGAGGGCCUGCAGGCAGAUCGGCCGACACCGCCAGCUAUGUGGCUGGUAGCCGCGCUCUGCACGCUCCUCUGGCUCGCCGUCAUCCUCGGCGGCCUCGCCGUGCUGAUCGUCUACCUCGUCUUCCGGCCGCGGACCCCUCUGCUGGAGAUCGUGAGCGGCACUCUCAAUGGGGCCUACCUGGACGUGGGACCGCGCCUGAACGUCGACCUGACGCUGCUGGUCAACAUCUCCAAUCCCAACGCCAAGGUGCACGUGACCUUGAGCUAUCUGCAGCUGGAUCUUUACUUCGACGGCGUGUUACUUGCGACGCAGGGUGUGGAGCCGUUGGAGGAGAGCGCGGGGGAGGCGGUUCUUCGGAGCGUGCACAUGGUGGUGAGCGAGGUGGUGCUAGGGACGAAGGCCGCAGAGAAGUGGCAGGAAGAGGCGCAAGGGGGUGGCACUGGCACUAACAAGGGGGUGGGGAUGCAAGUGGUGGGGAGGUUCCGGUCAAGGUCGGUGCUCAGCGGGUGGAUGCGUUACAGCUAUUGGCUGCAUCGCCGCUGCAAUAUACUCGUCGACGGGCCGCCCAACGGAGCGCUCAUCGCAAGUUCCUGCGCCUCCAAGCACUAG
Molecule: messenger RNA, 1008 nt
Organism: Zingiber officinale
Lineage: Eukaryota; Viridiplantae; Streptophyta; Magnoliopsida; Zingiberales; Zingiberaceae
Exons: 2
Coding region: 1-1008 (335 amino acids)
Source: RefSeq, a predicted model, not a curated record